Molecule: messenger RNA, 1383 nt
Organism: Lucilia sericata (common green bottle fly)
Lineage: Eukaryota; Metazoa; Arthropoda; Insecta; Diptera; Calliphoridae
Exons: 5
Coding region: 1-1383 (460 amino acids)
Biological process (GO): cell differentiation; multicellular organism development
Molecular function (GO): protein binding
Source: RefSeq, a predicted model, not a curated record
AUGCAUUUCUUUUGCUGUUGUUUAGUUUUAAGUUUACUAAGCUUUUCGAAAGCUUAUACAAAUUAUAAAAGUUACCAAAAGGAUUAUACAAGGGAUUAUCCAAGUGAUUAUUGUGUAUUGGGUAAUACACCAGUUUGUGGUACAAAUGGUCAUGAGUAUUUCCUUUUGGAAAAUGAGUGUGAAUUUAAUAAUUUCAAUAGUAAACAAUUGGAAAAGGGACAAUUGGUUUUGUUCAAAACUUCCAUAGAUUCUUGCUAUCCACCGCCUUCACCCUUAACUUAUGAUCAACCCAAGUAUGAUAACUACUGUCCACAAUAUUGCAACAAAAUCUUUAAACCGCUUUGUGCCUCCUAUCGCAAUGAACAGCGCAAUUUUACCAAUGAAUGUCUAUUGAAAAAACAUAUUUGUGAAACCAAAGAAAAUUGGCAGGUGAUAUUGAAUGGCACUUGUGUAUCAGCUUCCUGUGCCUUAGAUGGUCAGGAAAUUUGCGCCUCUCUCAAUGGUUAUACCCAAAGCUUUCCCAAUCUUUUGAGUUUAUAUGGUGAAAUACAAACGCGAGGAAAAGAUUGGCAAAUUUUAAAUGUGGGACCCUGUCCUUGUCCCGAGGACUAUAGACCCAUAUGUGCUCAAUUGAAUUGUACGGCUAAGACUUUUACCAAUGAAUGCUUUUUAGAAAGAGAAAUUAAAAAUGGUUCACACUGGUCCAUUUUAUUCUUUGGAGAAUGUCCGGAGUUACCGACGUCAACAGCUGCCCCUAAAAAUGCCGACAAUGAUGUGGAUGAUGGUGCCGCAAGUGGUGAUGGUCCUUUGGAUGUAGAUGAUGCUAUAGCGAAAUCUUUAAAUGAGGAACCCAAAACACGCAUGAAUAAACCCGUCUAUAUAGUAAAGAAAAACCAAAUAAGUCCCUAUAUACCGACAAUAUAUCCAAAUAAACCCCCCGCAAAACCUAAUGACUAUCAUCAUCCUUAUAAUACCGACAAAUCCCACAAAAAAUCUUAUGAAAAAUCUCCUAAAAAGAAUUAUGAAAAAUAUGCGAAAGCACCCGGCCCAUCCAAAGCUUUAUAUAACGAUCACGAUGCCGAUAUGUUUAGCAAUACUAUAUAUAAUUAUGCUGCCAAUGUUAAUCCUCCCGAUUAUCAAAGUUUCUUUAAACCUUUAAAUGCUCCUCUAACAGUAUCGGCUCUUUCCUUAGUCUCUUCCGGUUAUAAUAACGAUUUAUAUGCUGCUCAGACUGUUACCGAUUUAAAAUAUCAAAAUCAUUAUGCAGCUCCAUAUAAUCCCGUAUCGAUUACUACCUAUUCACACAUGCCCAUUAAUAAUUAUGAUGAUGUUAAUUAUAAUGAUGAGGAUUUAUAUGAUUCCUUAUAUGAAUCUUUUACGUAA